Messenger RNA from Momordica charantia (bitter melon), 1046 nucleotides. RefSeq lists its product as uncharacterized. Gene Ontology annotation, molecular function: serine-type endopeptidase activity. The record is from RefSeq and is a predicted model, not a curated record. Gene Ontology annotation, cellular component: signal peptidase complex; membrane. Lineage: Eukaryota; Viridiplantae; Streptophyta; Magnoliopsida; Cucurbitales; Cucurbitaceae.
GAUUUAACAUAGUCUAGUUAUUACUUGGAAAAUAAGUGCUCAUAAUUGGAGGAAAAAAAAAAAGGAAAAGGCAAAAAUUAGAUUCAAAGUAUCCUGCAUUCGUCUUCGAACUCAGGGUUUUAGGUAGGCGUCCGGCAGAAUCAAAUCGAUUAUCCAGAAGCAAGAACUGUAAGAAUCAGUAGGGGCUCACCAAAAGCACCGCAAUGGGGUGGAUUGGUGACACCGUCGACUCCGUCAAAUCUAUUCAGAUUCGUCAGCUUCUUUCGCAGGCUCUCACUCUUGGUUUGAUCGUUACAUCUGCUCUUAUAAUCUGGAAGGCGUUGAUGUGCAUUACUGGCAGUGAGUCUCCUGUUGUUGUGGUCUUGUCUGGAAGCAUGGAGCCUGGCUUCAAGAGGGGUGACAUUUUAUUCUUGCACAUGAGCAAAGAUCCUAUCCGAACAGGGGAGAUUGUUGUUUUUAAUGUUGAUGGUCGUCCUAUUCCAAUUGUCCAUCGUGUAAUUAAGGUUCACGAACGUCAAGAUGAUGGAGAAGUCGAUGUACUCACUAAAGGAGAUAACAACAGAGAUGACGACAGACUCUUGUAUGCACGCGGUCAGCUCUGGCUUCAACGGCACCACAUCAUGGGCAGAGCUGUCGGGUUCUUACCAUACGUGGGAUGGGUGACUAUAAUCAUGACUGAGAAGCCAAUUAUAAAGUAUAUCCUCAUUGGUGCACUGGGUUUGCUUGUGAUGACUUCCAAGGAUUGAGAUUGAACCAAAAGCUACGAGUUUUGGCAGUUACCACAGAAAAGUUGAUGAGAAUCAUUACCAGCAGCAACUAGCCCAUUACCUUGGUUUUCACAUUCUUCUGUAGGAAGAACGACCAAAUUCCAUGAAAUAAAUUAGAUAAGAUUGUUUCUCUUUUUGCAUUUGAGUCAGAAUACCAACAUUUACAGAGUUAGAAUCCUUUUAAAAAAGAAGGCUUCUGAUGAGUAUUGUAAUCAAAGCACUAGCAAUUGCCAAGCCAACCUUAAGAAGAGAAAAAAAAUAGGACAUCCAAUUUUGAUA